Dibothriocephalus latus is the source of this 492-nucleotide messenger RNA. The record is from the annotation of a GenBank genome assembly. Lineage: Eukaryota; Metazoa; Platyhelminthes; Cestoda; Diphyllobothriidea; Diphyllobothriidae.
AUGGACGAAACCUGUCACGAUGAGGCCUGGGCCUCACCGAUGAAACGAUCACUGAAGAUCCUAUCUGCCAACGUAAAAAGGUUGUUUAACAAGCUCGACGAACUUAAAAACCUGGUUGAUGAGGAGAAACCGGACAUGGCGGCUUUCAAUCAAACCUGGUUUUCGACAGAUAUUGCCGACUCCGAAGUAUUACUUAGAGGUUACCAGCUUUUCAGGAGGGACAGACCAACUAGGGAAGGAGGAGUAAUAGUGUACGUAACUGGCAAGCUGACAGCUAUGGCUGAAGAACCUAUCCCAGCACGAGAAUCGCAAAUUUUGAACAUUACUAUAUCUGCUAAGUAUGCCAGACCAUUGAGGAUUUCGGUGGUGUAUCGUUCACCAAAUCAGACAUCUAACCAAGAAACUAUCCUCAUAGCGGAACAGUACAAGACAAGCGAGAAUAAAGAAAUCCUUGUCGUUGGGGAUUUUAACUCUCCUGGUGCUGAUUGGUAA